AGUGUAUCAAUACACACAAUUGUCAAAACCAAUGACACAAAACAGUUGUCCCUCGUUCCCUCUGUGUCCAGAAGAGAGGCAGAGUAAGCCAUUCCAUUUCGACAGAGAACGUCCCUCGAGAGCUGCAAGGGUCCUGGUAGAAAUGGAAGCUAAAAGACGCCCAGUAAACCAGUCUAUAGAAGAUUUCCUUCUAAGCUGGAACUCAAGUACAACAACCAAACCUUCUUCUAAACUCAACGCCACAGAUUAUUGGUUACAGGUGAAGGGGACGAGAUAUGUUAGGCUGUUGUGGCGCCUAAAGAAGCUUUACUUGUCCAAUGCUUUUCGAAUGGCGGCAAGAGCUUGUCUAGGCACACUUAUUGGUAUUCUAUUUGUUUUCGUGCCAACACUGUACAGUGCUUUCCCCGACGCACCACUGGCACUAAUUUAUUAUAUUAUCAACCUCACUUUUUUUGUUCAGGAGCUUCACUUUGGUAUUGUUAUGCAGGCCUCCUGUCUUACAGCAAUUGCUCUGAUUUUUGGAGCUUGUUUUGGAGCUGUUGCAGCUUUGGCUGCUCGUGCCAGCAUUGGAAUCACCAUAGUCUUGGCAGCAAUAGGCACAGGCUUAUUUACAAUUCUUCACUCAGAUACCCGUGUUUCCGGCAUGGUUUACUACACUGGAGAAAGCAACUUUGUUUUCAACCUUUUGGACACAAGAACCUUGGGAAACUCUAGUAUUUUGUAUACGAUGAGGAUCACACUUGUGGCAUCUGCAUUGUCAAUCGUAUUUUCACUUGUUCCAGCCAUUCUCAUUUUUCCAAAAUUUUCCGUUCAGGAUAUGAAACUAAGCAUUAGAGAUGCUUUGAACAAACUUGGUUCUUCCAUGUCAUCUAUUUCAUCCGUUCUCUUUUCACCAUAUCUUGCUAUUACUAUCAUAGAUAGCAAUUCCUCUUUAAGAGGCUCUACAGACCGUAUAGGUGGAUCAAUACAUAGUGGCUCGAAAAUCAAGAGCUCGUCAUCAACUAGUUCAGACUCUAGUUUUGAUGACGACGACACUUUUCAAGAUACGCUCUCUAGCAGUGAUGCCCCGACAAGACAGAUUGCUGUGGAUCCUGGAACAGCUUCUUGGCUAAGAAGUUCUUCGCACAACCUUCAUGUACUCGAAAGCAUUUUAGAGGGAGAUACUCUCAUUUCUGCACAAGGUAACAUAAAGCGUGCCAAGACCCUCGCAAAUUACAGUAUCUUUGAACCGAACCUGAUUCAAUUCAUGCGGAAAGAGCCUAUCCGAUUAUGGUUGAGAGUAAUCGAUGCUGUCGAAGAUCUUAUUUCACGUGUGGACGCUAUACGCUCUGUUCUUGAAGGAGGAAGAAGACGAUAUAAAGCUGAAACAUUGCAAAGAUGGAAGUCUAUGAUUCCUGUGAUGAAAGAACUUUAUGCCAGAAUGGCCACUACAUGUUCUGUUUUAGGUACUUGUAUAAGUGAACCUUUGGAUGAUGGUCGUAUUUCCUCUAUGAGACAUAUUAAGGAUGAAAUAUUGCAAAUGGAAGAGCUGGAACGGAAGUUAAAGGUAUCAGUUCGAUCAUCAUAUAUUUCAUAUUGGGAUAGCACGAGAACUUUGCGUGCAGAAUCUACUGCAUUAGAAUUAGGUCCACUUAUGUUUGUUUUAGUGAUGUCAAAGUCAAUGUUGGAGUCACUAUGCAAUAUUCAUGAAGAAUUUUACAAUCUUAUGGUAGCGAGAAAAGAGAAAUCUUUUCGCUAUCACAAUCUCUUUGGGUGGACAAGAAGUCUCUUUUGGUCAUUUGAAGUUUGGUAUCACGCGAUCGGAAAUAUUCCUCGUAACAAAACAGAAUUAUAUACUCUGUUUGGAGCGACGGAGUUUCAUUAUUUUAUCAAGAAAUGGAUUGGAGAGCUUUUGAUAAUCAUUGUCUUUUUAGUCACGCCAUUGUAUAAAUAUGUUGAAAAUUUUGAUGGACUUUGGUUGUGGAUGGCCUAUAUGAUUUACAUGACUCCUACAGUAGAAGGCACUCUAAUAGGAGGACUGGUCACUAUCAUUGGAUGUGGUUCUGGAGUCUUAAUGGGCUUCUUAUUGAUGAACUGGAAACAGUCUGCAAUGGAACCUUAUGGCUUAGGGGCAGUCAUUGUCUUUGUUACAACAUUUGCAGUUUACUUUAUGAACGGACCGUUUUAUUCAUCACUUCUUACCACUUGCACCACACUGUAUGUGAUGAUUCUUUAUCAGUAUUCUCCGUAUGAAUACAAAGCUACAUGGCACUAUCCUCUCGCACGCUUCGUAAAUAUUUCUUUGGGUGUUAUUAUCGCUGUGUUCCUGAGUGAAUUUGUUCUUCCUCAUUCAGCGUUGAAGGAAACUCGGCAGUGUCUUGCGUUGGCUGUUCGUAAAAUGAGUAGGUGGCACCGAUGGUUGCUUUCUGAAUACUUUGAGUUGAUGGGACGACAUGGUGAUAGACAAUUAGUUUAUGGAACAAUUAAGGUGGAACCGAUUGACUCGAGAACGAACGGCAAACCAGAUAGUCAUAUGGCAACGAUCUGGGGAGUCCAGAAUUCCUCAGAUAUUGAAAUGAAUGGCGUCAUAGACCAAGGAUCUUUGGGUGUAAAUGGGCAUAUUGAAAGUCAACCAUCAGGUUCUGCCGGGAAAGAUUCUAGGAAUCCCGUAAAUUGGAAACAAGAAAUUCAGAGUGAUUUUAAUAAGGCUCUUUACUGGCUUGGAAGUGUUCAGAAUGGUGUCAGUGCGAAACUACAUGCCAUUCCUCAAGUCAUUACCACAGCCGUCGAAUAUGAGCGUAAAAUUAUUCCGCGUUUGUCAGCGUUCUCAACUUUAUUGGAUUAUGAACCUUUUGUAACUGGACAUUUGGCACAUACUCAUUAUGACCUAUUUAUCAAACCACUAAUGGAGGAUUUACUCGUUCUUCAGGAAAGUAGAAAAAGCUUUGUGCAUGUAAUAAUCAGUUGUAUAAUGGAAGGGAAGCCCUUCAAUUCAAUUGCUUUUGUAAGAGAAUUUGGAUAUGCAUCUGCGAGAGAGACAACCAAAGCUGCAUGGAUUGUUGGUGAUUAUAUGAGAAAUACUGGUACAGCGCUCUUCAAUUCUCUCCACUUCACUAAGGAUUAUUUUGGCAUGUGGAAGCACUUGCACUCGAGACCAUUUAGUAUUUCUGAGACAUUCUCAAGAGAACAGAAUCCAAAACAGCAAGACUUGUCUCAGAGUAUUUUAGAGUGUGAAAACCUAUCAAACCAAUUGAUGGAACAAGGACUUGUGCCAACAGCAAAAGACAACAUUCAACAAUCGUUGAAUCCAUCAAUGGAAGAGAAUGAUAUUCAACGUACAGCAUCAAUAGGACUAUCUGAAAAGCUUCCCGGUGGUAGAGAUGGCUCUGAUUCGGAAAGAGACGCGAUUAUGAUAUCGUCACCAACCGAUGAAACUGCUUCAGCAGCUAAAAACGAUGAUGAAGAAAAAUUGGAUACCGAAAUUGUUGAAUUGGCUGAUACAUUUGACAAUAUACAACAAGAACCUUUGGAGAAGCAAUCACAGAUACUCGAUACAAACAACACCAACCUUCAAUCCAUCUCUGAGGAGGUUCAAGUAGAAUUUCCCUCGACCUCAGUGACCAGUUUAGGUUUAACACGUUCUAAUACUCGGAAAACAAAUCCUAGCUCUUCUGUCAAUAGCAACAGUAUCCAACAAAACAAACGACGCUCAGGUAUUUUUUGGAAGACUAUAUCGAAACUGAAUACUAGUUCGGCACAUUUCGGUGAUUUUAGUCAUGGCCUGUUGGAGGCAGUUUUUCACGCCUCGAACGAGUCUAAAAAGACUGUUCCUCCUAUCAUCGAGAACCUCUUGGAAGGCUCAAAGCAAGUGAGACUAGCUCAGGCUCGUUUUUAUGCCAGAUACCUGCAAUUAGAACACGCUGAGUAUCAAAGAACAUUUGAUGAUUCCGAUACUUUUGUGAGUUUUGAAGCUCCCGGACCUUUUGAAGAUCAGACCACUGUGGCCCCUUCCACAUUAUAUGAUGCUCCGUAUAUUCGUUCCGCUGACGAUCACAUUCUGUUUCUGUCUGCCUUUUUUGUCUCUUCCUAUGUUUUCGAUGGAUUUAAAAACCUUGGUUUGGUGCUGGCAGAUGCGGUAUUAGAUGAUUUGCAGGACUUGUAUGAGAGACAUCAUAUUCUUGUAAAGAAAGGAGUUCGAAGAUUGGAGAAACGUCUAAAGAGACAGAGAAGAGUGUACCACAGACGCAAGUCGCAACGUCAACCGAAGACUUGAAUCAUGAAAUGAAAUAUCUGUUAGGAGU
Molecule: messenger RNA, 4280 nt
Organism: Galdieria sulphuraria
Lineage: Eukaryota; Rhodophyta; Bangiophyceae; Galdieriales; Galdieriaceae
Exons: 3
Coding region: 32-4252 (1406 amino acids)
Source: RefSeq, a predicted model, not a curated record